CUGCUGCACAGUCUGAUAUGACUCUUAUUUGGAAAGCAGUAACUGAAAACACUUGGAGGUUUUGAGACAUUUUAAAACUUAAUUUGAAAGUGUAUGCUGCAGUAAUGGCACCGAUACUUCUGAACCACAUGGGGAGUGAGGAGAAUGAGUAUAUAAAUGAACAGGUCCAAGUAAAAAAUCCCAAUUUGGACACCAUGGAAGAGGACAUUCUCUACCACUUCAGCCUGAGCACUAAGACUCACAACCUCCCUGAAAUGUUUGGAGAUAUUAAGUUUGUGUGUGUUGGUGGCAGUGCAAACCGAAUGAAGGCUUUCGCCCAGUUCAUCCAUCAGGAGUUGAAACUGCCAGGAAACCCAGGAGACAUCAAAGAUAUCUGUGAGGGAACUGAUCGCUACUGCAUGUACAAAGUCGGACCAGUUCUCUCUAUAAGCCAUGGAAUGGGAGUCCCAUCAAUCUCCAUCAUGUUGCAUGAGCUCAUCAAGCUCCUGCACCAUGCCCAGUGUCGUGAUGUGGUUUUGUUUCGCCUGGGAACGUCUGGUGGAGUCGGUCUGGCUCCAGGGACCGUGGUGAUCACGGAAAAAGCAGUGGACUACUCUUUCCGCCCCCAGUUUGAACAGGUCGUUCUGGGUAAAGUUAUCACCAGGAACACUGAGCUGGAUGAGGGAGUGGCCAACGAGCUUCUGCAGUGCUCUUCUGAGCUUCAAACUUUUCCAACAGUGAUCGGAAACACCAUGUGCACCCAUGACUUCUAUGAAGGUCAGGGCCGACUAGAUGGAGCUCUGUGCUCCUUCUCCCAAGAAGAGAAACUGGAGUAUCUGAGGAAAGCUUAUGAGGCCGGAGUGAGGAAUAUUGAAAUGGAGUCCACUGUUUUCGCUGCUAUGUGCCGUGUCUGUGGUCUCAAAGGAGCUGUGGUAUGCGUUGCAUUGCUGAAUCGCUUUGAGGGGGACCAAAUCACAUCAUCCCAUGAUGUUCUGGUGGAAUAUCAGCAGAGACCUCAAAUUCUGGUGGCCCAUUUUAUCAAGAAACGCCUGGGAUAUAUUAUCUAACAAUCCAGUCGCCCUGUAGCAUGUACAUAGUUUUGACUCAUGUGGAUAUGUAUAUAUAUUGUACUUAAAAUGUUAAUACUGAAAUAUUUAAAAGUUAGACAUUAAGAGUUUUUAUGAUUUAUUUGACAAUAAAAUAUUAAGCGUGUUGCAUGUAUGCUUAUCCAGGGUUCGUACGGGUGCUUGAAAUCCUUGAAAAUGCUUGAAUUUUAAUGUUGUCUUUUCAAGGUUUGAAAAGUGCUUGAAUUUCAGA
Neolamprologus brichardi is the source of this 1296-nucleotide messenger RNA. It is a transcript of the gene upp2, whose product is annotated as uridine phosphorylase 2. NCBI's taxonomy places the organism in Eukaryota, Metazoa, Chordata, Actinopteri, Cichliformes, Cichlidae. Gene Ontology annotation, molecular function: uridine phosphorylase activity. Gene Ontology annotation, biological process: nucleotide catabolic process; uridine catabolic process. The record is from RefSeq and is a predicted model, not a curated record. Gene Ontology annotation, cellular component: cytoplasm; cytosol.